AUGGAGUUGUGUCAUGUCCCUAUCGAUGCUACGUCGCUCAAUCUCGCGCUUAAGGCAGCUGUACUGGCGAACAAUAUACCGCGCAUGCACGCCAUUCUGGCCCGUUUCGGUGCCCUUCCUGGCUCUUCGUCGGCGGCAGAAAUUAGCAGUCUGUUUGCAAAGAGCAGUGUGUCUCGAUGGACUGUAUCCACAUAUACCCACCUCCUGCACUAUUGUGCUCGUACUUCCAACAUGGAAUUCAUGCUUUUAACGCUGUUCACGGCACACGCAUACCAGGUGAAGCUAGAAGAGGAUGCGUGGCUGCAUGUCAUUGACUGUGCUUUCGAAGCACGCGAGCCGCAAAUUGCAUGGGAGGCUGUGCAAAGAGCCGACGCCAUCCACCCUGUAUCGCCCACGGUAUGGAUGCAUGUCUUGCGUGCGUGCGCUGUGCACGACUAUCCUGUGGGCCUUCCUCUCGCAUGGGAACGCAGUGUUGUGCAAGGGGGUCUUGUGCCGGACGACGGACUCCUUAUGCAUGCACUAAUAUCAGCCUCACGAGCUGGGCUGAGUACAUUGGCCACGCAGAUCCUGGAAAAAGUCCCAUCGCCCAGCGAUACAUUCCUGGUACCUGCGCUAGAUGCACAUUGCGAGGCAGGUAACUUUGAUGCCGCCGUUGUGGUGCUGGCCUAUAUGCAUUCCCAUUCGAUGCCACUGCAACCAACUCUCCUAGCGCAUUUGACGUCGACGGCGGCGGCCGACGACCUAUCACUACAACAAGCAGCUGAGGCGUUGUUGGCUUCGACAGCGCCUCUUUCUCUCGCUGUAUGGAAUGCCGUGCUCUAUGCAGCUGCUGAGCGAAGUGCAAUUACACUAACUGAGCGUAUCGUGAACGCUAUGCGUGUGACCAACGCUGAAACUUACCAGGUGUGGCUUCUCGCGUGUUUACAUGCCAAGGAUCUCGCUGCAGGGCAGCGUGCGUGGGCGUCUUUGCGGGCAAGCAAGGUACAGCCCACGGCCACUUGUUAUGAACGUAUGGCACGAUUCCUCAGUAUGACGAAGCGUUUGCACUAUUAG
Malassezia pachydermatis is the source of this 1053-nucleotide messenger RNA. RefSeq lists its product as hypothetical. The record is from RefSeq and is a predicted model, not a curated record. NCBI's taxonomy places the organism in Eukaryota, Fungi, Basidiomycota, Malasseziomycetes, Malasseziales, Malasseziaceae. Gene Ontology annotation, molecular function: protein binding. The transcript has 2 exons. Bases 1 to 1053 code for a protein of 350 amino acids.